Molecule: messenger RNA, 10975 nt
Organism: Argiope bruennichi
Lineage: Eukaryota; Metazoa; Arthropoda; Arachnida; Araneae; Araneidae
Exons: 17
Coding region: 198-9941 (3247 amino acids)
Biological process (GO): regulation of DNA-templated transcription
Cellular component (GO): RSF complex
Source: RefSeq, a predicted model, not a curated record
CAGAUUUGAGAGAAUACGGUACUGAACACCGUCAACGCCAAGUGAGGUCAUUCGUAAUGCGUACAGAGGUCAAUUAAUAAUGUAGCAAUUUUUAAAAAUAAUUCGUAAACUUGGAAUUUGUUAUUUCAACAAAGUCCAUGUCAACGAACCACGGCUACAGUUAAACCCUUCAGACGUAUUCCUGUGUGCCGUACAAGAUGGCAGCCAGUGAAGAGAGUUGUGAUGGGAAUCCGGAUUUCGCAGUCAUUUGUUCAUUUAUCUUAAAAUUCGGAGAUGAUUGUGGAGUUAAUGUCACAAUUCCUUGCCUUCAACAAAUGUUGGAGGAUACUAAAAACGUCCAUGAAGAUUUGGCUGAAUUACACAUUCAUCUGUUACGACGGGGGCGGAAACGAGUGACUAAAGAAAGAUGGGAAAAAUGUUUGAUCAAAUUCUGUCAUGAAUACUCCAGUGUGGAUGCAUGGGAACUUGAAAGAUUUGGAUACAAAAAAGCCAAAUUAUCUGUCAAAUUAGAAAUAUUAAAGCGUUUGCUGGAACUACAGUUUGAUGCCAAUGUUAAAUUCAAAACAGAAGUCAACAAACAUGAUGCACACUCUCUUCGUAUUACUCCAAUUGGUCGUGAUAUUAAUGGACAAAUGUAUUGGUACCAACUAGAUAAAGAUUAUAACAUGAGGCUUUAUCGCCAAGGAAUUGGAGAUGAGAAUACAUGGCAACUUGUAUGUUCAAAUACAGAUCAUCUCAGGAAUCUUCUUUCUUCCUUGGAGAAAAAUAUCACUAAUACAACAGGUCUUGUUUCUGAAGAUGUGGCAAAAACAGAAGAUGUCGACUCUACAGUGCCUAAAAAAGAGAAAGAUGGUGAAGAUUUAACAUCCUGCAUGUCUCAAACAAAACCCUGUGCUAUUAUUAUUAAAACAGAGAAAAGAGAAAAUCUUUUAAGUGGAAAAAUUCCAAAUGCUGCAAAAACACCCGUUAAGGAUGAAGUAAACAUAAAUGAUUCUGAUAUUUCAGUGAUAGAAAAAGAUGCUGUACUUUCUGCUGAAAACACUUCAGUAGCUGAAUCUAAAGAAAGGGCUGCUACUUGCUCUGACAAUCUGGUGAAACCUUGUGGAGUUGUUAUCAAAAAGGAAAUGUGCUUCAAUCUUGCAGAAGGUACUACUAAAAUUAAAGAUGAUGCCACUCCAAUGGAAGAAGAUAAUGCAAAAAAUGAAAAAGAUAAAGACUGUAAUAUUACAGAAAUUGCUUCUAAAACAGAUGUUGAAAUGAUAUCAGUUGAAACAGUCCCAGUAGUUGAUAAAAAGCCAUCCUCACUUACAGUUCAAGAUGCAUCAAGAGAUACUGUAAAUGUUGUUGCGCCUCUUGAUACAACAAAAAGUUCAUCAGUAGAAGAUGUCCCUGAAACCAAAUUUAAAGGCAGUAAAAUCAAAUUAUAUGAAAAAUGGAGUAAUGAAAAGAAAAAUAUUAUAACUCCUGAACCAGUUGAAGAGGUUAAACAUAAUUCUGCAGCAACUAUUCCUAAAGAAUCAGUUGAUGUUAAAGAAUCACUUCCUGAAGAUCUUACAGUUAGCCAUAAGGCAUCAUCCGAAAGUGCAUUAAACAAAUCAAAAUCUUUUAAAGUUUCUCCUAGCAAACUUCUUCAUGAGGAUUCUGCUCGUGGUGAAGAAGUACCCAUGGAUUUGAGUGUUUCCUGUCGUGGCAGUGAAAUAAGCAAAAGUUCAGCAACUGAUCUCUCGGCAUCCUUGAUUAAAAAAAGGCCGCUUUCAGAUUCAGAUACAUCAAAUCUCAGUUACAAUGGCGGUAAUGUUAGAUCGUCUUUUCCAGCCAAUGACAGCAACAAAACCGUAGAUAUUAAGUAUUCAAAUAGCUCUGAAGCACCAAGACCAUUCAAAAAGAAACAUCUGUCAAUAGCAAAAGAAGAACCUGUGAAAGAAAGUAAUGAUCAUAGUCGUAAAUCUGUUAUUUUUGAAGUGAAAAGCAAUAAACUAUUAAACCAGUAUCAAGAAAAUAAACCUAGCAGUGACUCUUUGAGUGACAGAACAGGUAACUCUGGGUUUUCACAUUUGCAAGCACUUCAAAAUAUGUGCAAUGAAAACCCUAUGACUUGUUUCCAGGGUAAUGCUGUUCAUUCUUCUAGUCAUGAUAAAAGAUCUUCAUUUGAAAGCGGUUACAUGAAAUAUGGUCUUGGUCCUAUUGAAAAAUCGUCCUUUAAUGAAACAGCCUGUGAUACUUUAAGCAAAAAGUAUUCAUUCAGUAAUACCCAACUCUCUGGAGAUUUAAAGCAUGUUUCUGAGAGAACUGAUCCCGCUCCAUUGCUGAAAUCGAAUGUGCAUGCUAGCAAUGAAGUUUCUUUUAAAGAGCAUUUCCAUUCAAAAUCUGAUGUUUCAUCUACACCAAGAGAAAUUCAUGGUCAAAAACUGGCUGCUAAAAUUGAUCAGUUAGUUCAGCAAAACAAAGAUUUUAGUAAUGAAGUGGGAAAAUGUGCAAAACCUUCAAAUCAAAAUCUACUGCCAAUAAAUGAAAAAGACAUUUGUGAGGUAAAAGAAUUACAUUUAAAUGAAAACACAAAACAGGAAUUAAAAGAAAAAGUCUGUAGUAGAACAGAAUUAGUUCCUUCUCAUAAAGCUGAUCUGAGCACUUCAUCUAGAAAAAUUGAGAAGCCAAUGUCAGAAUCAAAAGUUAAGCAUACCAUAUCAUCUAUGUUGAAUACAGACAUAGUUAGCUCUAAGUCUGAUGAUCCAACAUCAUGUUCUUCCUCUUUCAUUAGCAAGCCUUCUGAUGUUCCUGCUAUUGUUACUAGUAAUCAUUCUGAACAUAUUCUACCAAAACAUGCCCAAGACUGUGACAGAAAAGAUGUAUCCUGUCCUACUGAAAAUGAUAGUGAUAUUAUUAAAUCCUCUAAAAGAGAGCUUAGUAAAGGUGUUACUUCUAUUCAAGACAGUAUUUCUGAUCAUUGUAUCAAGCAUGAAAUUGCUCAGCCUUUAUCUUCGAAAAACAUUGAUCCUGUUUCAGCUGAAACUAGGAAAUUUUUGUUACCUAAAGACAAUUGCUCUUUGCCUGAAUCUAAAGGCAUUGAUGCAAAAUCUGCAUCCAUUGCAGUGUUUAAAUCCAGUGAGGUGCCUUUAUCUGCCACUCAUGAAAAUACUAAUUCCAGUGAGGCAGUUGAACAGAAAAAUCUUUCUGCCAGUGUUAAAUUAGAAAAGGACAAUAAAUCUUCCAAAAAACCAAGUACUGUAAAACUAAAAGAAGAAUGUUCUGAUUCUACUGUCAAUGUAGAAAGUAGCUCUGCUUUAUCUCAAAGCAAUGAUGAAUCUAUUGCUGCUGAAAAAAAUUCAAUUCAUUUAAAUAAAAAGGAUCAUUCUGUGUCUAAAGUUGAAUUAAAUGAUUCUGAACUAGAAAGGCAUAAAGAAAAAAAAUCUGAGGAUUGUGGCAAUUUAGAAAAAUCUUCUGGGUCAAUUAAAAACACAGCUUUGAAAGACGAAUGUGCAGUUGAAAAUUCCCAAAUUAUCACUCCUAAAAUAGAAACUGCCUGUGUAGAAUCUGCAUCGUUAAUACCUGCGAGUUGCAAAAGUGAAACUUUAUCGUCUCCAGUUGAAAAGGGUGAUAAGGAAAAAUCUGGGGAUAACAAUCUAUUAAAAAAGAGUCCUACUGAAUCAAAGACUAAGAACAACUGUAAAAGUGUAUCUUUAGAAGCAUCUGCUUUGAGUUCUGAAUGUCUUAAUGAAAUUUCAAAAAAUGUAAAACAAGAUCAUGAUAUGAAUGAUAAGAAAGAAUUAAAUGAAAAUACUUCUGUAUCUGCAGAAAGCAAUCUUUUGCAUUCUAACAAGAUUCAGAAUGAUAAAACUGAUAUUAUCAUUAAGUCCCCAAGUGAUAAAUCUGUAUCUCAUUCUUCUUUACAGGAAACUGAUUGCACUCCAGAGCAUAAACAAACAAAAUUAAAAAAUGAAAGCUCUAAAUUAGAUGAUAAGUCAGUGACAUCAGAAAACAGAAUUGUAUCUGAAAAGCCUGAGGUUUCAGUUGUAAACACAAAUUCGUUAGAAAAUCGUGAACAUAUAAAAUCUGAGAAAUUGGAUGCAAAUGUUGAGUUAAAACAAACAAGUAGCGAUUCAGUUGUUGAAAAGCCUCAAACUGACAUUGAAUUAUUCAAAAAGGAAACAGUUAAUCAUUCCAAUAAAAAAGAGCCAUUGCCUAAAGAAAAAGAAAUGUGUGAUCAGAAAAACAGCACAGUUACUAAACAUUCUGAAGCCAGUUUAUCAUUGGGAAAUGAAUUGGCAGUUAAAUCUGAAAAACAAAAUGUGCAAACCAACAGUGACUUAUCUGACGCUUUAAGUAAGAAAGAAAGCAUUGCAUCUACAGAAUCACUAAAUAAUUCUCAAGAAAAAAUUCCUGAAAAAUGUGAAAUUAGUCCAAACUCUUCCAAUAAAAUAUUAGCAAGCAAAGUUGAUGAGAAAUCAGUUGAAAAUGUAAAUGUUUCUCCUGUGGAAGUACUACCUUUUCCAUCUGAAAAGAAAAUAACUGAGACACUUGACAAGAAAACUUUUCAUCCAUCCAAAAACAAAGUUGAUGUUGACUCAGAAACAGUUAAAUCUUCAGAAGAAAAACCAAUUGGUCAUCAGUUAGAAAUUAAUAUGGCAGAAAAGUGUAAAACAGAAAUUGUUUCAUUAUCUGGUGAUGACAGUUCUGAGCUGAAAUCUUUUAGUACUGAAUCUAAAAAGGUAAAAAUUGAAAAGUCCUCUAAUUGCAGUUUAAUUUCUGAUAAAUUAGAGGAUAGUGCUACCAAAAGUUCAGUAAUAAAUGAUUCCAGUUCUGGGAAUAUUCCAACUGUUUCUUCUAUGACAGAAAAUACAGAAACAUCUCAAGAUGAUGAUACAAAGAUGAAAUUGGAAAGCAAUCAAUCUGAAGAUAAUACUGUAGUACCUGAAACUUGCAUGGACUCAACUGAUUUGAAAACUUCUUUGAAUAAAGUUACAGAAAAGUUAGAAACAGGAACAGAUCUUUCUGAUACCAAAUCUAAUAAUACUGAGCAUUCAGAAAAUAAAAAUACAGCUGCUUUGAAAGUACCUGAUAAGGAAUUUGAAAAUGAUUCAAAAUCUUCCAUAAGUAUGAAAUGUCCAAAAGAAACAUCUGUGGGGAGAAAAUCAGAAAAGACUUCUUCUAAACUGAAAAUUUCAAAAUCUGCUGUUGAAGAUGGUGUAUCUAAACAAUCUAAAGAAGUUGCUGCAUCAGAGAUCAAAACUGAUGAACUCUCUUCUGAAAUUAGAGCAACAUCUGGCCAGCAAAAAGAUAAAACUGAUGAUAAAUCAAAAGAUAAAAUAAGAAAGCAUAUCAAUACAGAAUCACUUACUAAAGAAACAUCUAAGUCUGAAAUAACAAAUCUUCAACAAAAAGAUGUAGUAGGUUCUUUUGAUAAUUCUACUACACAAGAAGUGAAUGAAGUUGAUUCUUCACAGAAUCAAGAUACUCCUGGCAAAGAAUCCUUAAAAUCACCACAUUCUACUGAAAGUACUAAUGUCAAAAAUACACCGUGUAAAAAAGAAAUGCUGAAUUCAGAUUGUAGUGAAAGUGUUGAAGAUGCCAAAGACAGCAGUAAAGAAAAUACUGCUGCAACUGGUGUUGCACUAAAAAAGAACCAGAGAACAUCAAAUAGAUCUUCUAGGUCAUCUAGAAAGAAAUCACGUUCUUUACAGUCUGUUUCUAAAGAAGAAAACAAAACAUCUGGUGACAUUUCUGAAAAAUCGGAACCUGUUGUGAAUGAUUCAUUCAAGGAUGAGAACAUUAAAUCUGAAACUCCAAAGAAAAUAGAAAAAUUAAGGAUAACAAAAAAUGAUAAACAUAUUCAUUCAGAUGAUAUGAAAAUGGACUUAGAUGCAACAGCAAUUACAGAAAAGGAAGUAAAGAAAGAAUCUUUAGAUGUAUCAGAAGAAAUAAUUUUUAGUGGUAAAGAAACAAAAUACGACCCAAGUCUUUGCAAACUUGAUAUUCAAAAUCCAUUAAAUCUUUAUCUAGUUAUGAAUUGCAGGUGCUUAGAAACUAAAGUGAGGCAUCCUCAGUGUGGUAAACUAAGUGAAAAACCUAUACUGUCCACUUCCCCUUCAAAACCAAAACUCAUUACCACAUUUAGCCUAGACACAAGUGAAGAAGUUCAGAUAAUUAAAUCAGUAGAUUCUCCCACUCUGGGUAAGAAGAAAAGGGGGAGAUUAAGGCAAAGAGGAUCAUCGUCCAAACCUCCAGUUCCUCCUACUCCACCACCUAAACAAGAACCAGUAAAAUCUACUGCCAAAACACCAAGGCAGAGAGCACCAAGGAGCUCUAAGAAACCUGCAGCCACCUCAGGGAAGGAUGAUUUCACAAUUCCUGAAGGGUUUUUGGAAAUUUUGAGUAACAGCCAGUCAGAUAAUGUUAAAUCUGAACCUCAUAGAAAAUCUAGAGGGCAAAAAGCUAAGAUCAGUACUCCAUCUGCUCAGAGCAGUGAAAGUGAGUCAGCACCUAUAAAAAGGAGUCGUCGAAUCCAAGAGCAACAUCAAAAGAAAAUGUCAGAAUUGGCUGUAGAAAUGGAAAGAGAGCAGAGGAUGUUGGAGCAAUUAGCUAAGAAAGCAAAAAAACCUGCCACACCGAAAUCUUCAACAAAGACACAAGGAACUAAAACACCUAGAGGAGCAAAAGCAAAAUUUGAACCUCCCACUCCUGAAGAUACUUGUUUGGAAUCAAAACGAACUACAAGGAAGAUGAAUAGUAGAUCACGAAAUAUGACGAAAAUGACUUUAAUGUAUGAAGAUGAAUCAAAAGAUAGUGAAUUUUCAACUUCAAGAGAAACAGAAAAAUCAAAGAAACGAAGAAGAGGAAAGGGUGCUAGAAAAGGAUAUAAACCAUGGGAUGUGUCAUCUGAAUCCUCUUCUUCUGUUGAAGAAAUUACAGAAGAGGAAGAGGAAGAAGAGCCUGAUGAACCAUUGAUAUUUGAAGUAAAUGAGGAUGAAUUUGCCUGUGAGGAAGUGGAUGAAGAUGCAGAACCUAUUAUUGUGAGGAGAGCUAGAACUGCAAAGAAAGCUCCUGAAGAUAUAACUGCUGAAGAAAAUGUUGUUACAGAUGAUAAGCCAUGUUCGAAAUGUGGAAAAUAUGACAAGCCUGAAUGGAUUCUUCUUUGUGAUAAGUGUGAUAAUGGUUACCAUACUACUUGCCUGAUACCACCUUUAGUAAUUAUUCCUGAAGGUGACUGGUAUUGUCAACCUUGUGAGCAUAUGUUCUUAUGUGAAUCCUUACAAAAAGAAUUACACAACUUGGAAGUGAUAUUAAAACAAAGAGAAAGAGAAGAAUUGAGAAAACAAAGGCUGGCUUAUGUUGGUAUAAGUUUGGAUAAUGUUCUAAAACCUGAGAAGAAAGAAAAAUCGGAUGAAUCUUCAAAGGAAGAAGAAGAAGAGGAGGAAAUAAAUGAGAUUGAACGCAAAAGAAGGAGACAUAAAGAGUCACCUGAUGAUGAAAGACAUAACAAAUUAUAUGGAAAACGAUCAGUCAGAGCUCGCCGUAAUGUCAAUUACCAGUUUAAAGAAUAUGAUGCUUUAAUAGCUUCUGCUAUUCAAGAGGAAAUGUUGGAUAAAUUGACUGAGGAUGAGGAGGAAGUUAAAGAAAAAGAAAAAUCCGAAGACAGUGAUAAAUCUUUCACUGCCAAAUUGCCAUCAAAGAGGGGAAGAAGAAAAAGAGUGAAACGCUUGAAUGAUUUGGACUUCAGUGAUGAAGAUGAAGAUAGUGGAGAGGAAUAUAAAGGAUCAAGUUCUGAUUCAGAGCAAACUGCUCCACUUUCAAGAAGUGGUUCUGAUGCUGAAAGUGCUGCUUCUGGUGAAUGGAGGAUAGUUAAAACAAAAGCAAGAUCUGCAAGGAAACCUAGGAGAAAAAGGAAGGAUAGUUCGGAUGAAGAAUGGGAUGAAAAUGAGAGUGAUAGCUACAGACCUACAACAAGGAGAGCUGCUCAAAAAGCUAUUAGUUAUAAAGAAAUUUCCUCAGAUGAUGAUGAUGAAUGGAAUCCUAAGCCUAAAUCAGCUCCCAAAAAGAGAAAGAAAGCAAGCUCUUCAGAAGACAGUGAGGCCUCUUACAAAAAGAAGAAACCCAAAAGAAAAUCCCGUGUUCGUAAAUGGGCAAGUUCUUCAUCUGAAGAGGAAUCUGAGCGUAGUAUGAGCUUUAGUGGAAGUAGUCAGGGAUCAGAGGAUGAAUGGAAGGUAAAAAAGAGCUCAGAAGGAAAUAAGAUAAAGAUUAAUAUCAAUAAAAAAGUCUUGAGCAGUGAUGAGAAUGAUGAAUCUCAUGAAUCUGCUCCUAAGAAACGUUCAAACAAAGUUGUUUCUGAUCCUGAAAGUGAAGAGGAAGAAGAUGAUGAAGAGGAGGAGGAGGACGAAGAAUCAUCUGAAGAGGAGGAGGAAGAUGAUGAUGAUGAAGAGGAAGAAGAUGAUGAUGAUGAUGAAGAAGAAGAAGAGGAGGAGGAUGAAGAAGAGGGGAAUGCAAAAGUUAAGAAACCAAAAGAGGUUUCAUCUUUUAAGCCUAAAGAUAUUCCAUCUAAACCAAAAGAUGCAUUAUCUAAACCAAAAGAUGUAUCAUCUAAACCUAAUGAUGCACCAGUGAAACUUAAUGAUGCACCAUCUAAAACUAAAGACGUGCUACCUAAACUUAAUGAUAUAUCAACUAAACCUAAGGAUACACCAUCUAAAGCUGUUGUUGAAUCAAAAAUUAAGGAUGGGCCAUUAAAAGCAGAGGUUAAAUCUGUUUCUGCUGUGAAAGAAGCGGUAAAAAUAGAUGCUUCCAAAGUAAUUGAGAUGCCAGACGUAGCAGUGAAGAAAGAAAGUUCUCUGCCUGCAGUUGAGCCAAUUAAAGAAAAAGUGGUGGUCAUGACUGUUAAAGAUAAGCCACCACAGAGGACAGUAAAAAAAGAUGCCACUAAAAUGGUGCCUUGUGUGAUACCCUAUGAUAAAUCUCCCAAAAGUGGGCAUGGUGCAACUGCAGAUGAAGAGAGUGAUAAAGAAAUCAACAAAAGUAAAACAGACAAUGUUAGUGCUGCUAAACACCUUUCUUUUCCUAAAAUGGCAGCAACUUCAAAUGUUAUUAGAGCAUCUAAUCCUACUACCAAACCUUUUACAAGCACAAUAAUUCAGCCUUUCAGUAACAUUGAUGAUGAAAAUGACAGUGAUGAUGAUGUUCCAUUGGAACGAAUCCCAAACACUGCUGCUACUUCAAUUCCUACCAAAUCACUGUCUUAUACACGUGACUCUGAAUAUACACCAGCUAAGGAACUGUCUAGUUUCUCUUAUACCACACCAGAAGAAAAGUGUUUUCCACCCACAUAUUCCUCUCUUGCUCCUUUCCAGGACUAUUCUUCACGGCCAAGCCCACUCAAACCAUCUCUUGUUGAAACUUAUUCCAAUAACUCCAGCCCUUCCAAACUUACUCCAUUAGAUUCAUAUUCAAACACCAAUAGUCCAAAGGGUUUUAUAUCACUAGAUUCCUAUUCCGAUUCUCGAAAGAAGAAACAGCACUUUUAUGGUACUCCUGAACCAGAGGCAGUGCCGAGGCCUGUACCAUCUGAAGGGUAUCAAGGAGAAAUAAGGUUCCCUCCAUCUCCUAGUACAUAUGCUUCACGAUCUCCUUCUCAUGUAGCAAGAGAUGCUGGGACACCUCCAAGAUUCCAUUCACAGUAUCCAGAUACUUAUGCUCCACCUCGUUCACCAGAUUACUAUCAGAACCAACCAUAUUAUCAGGGAGAAGAGCGUCUACCUAGAGCAACAUACCAACCAAAUUAUGUACCACCUGAACCAGUACCUCCAUUUGUCCCCAAUCCAUAUGUUGCAACACCCGUAAUGCAACCCAAUGGUGGAUUCAUGAUUGAUACAUUGCUGAGGGCAAGAAACCCUGAAAAUGAAGAAGAUGAACUUACGGGAGUUACAGAUAUCGUUUCAUACAUUACUCAAGAGUGAAACUUAAGCUGCAACUUCUUGGUAAUAACCAACUUCUGAUCUAAAGGGUUUUGCGCCAUUGAUUCCUACUGCAAAAGCAUUUUUAACAUCAAUUUACCAAAGUGGUCGAAUGAUUGUAACAUAUGGAAUGGUUACUUUAUGGGUUGUAUCGCAAUUACUGAAACCCCCUUUUCUGGUACUACUUGGUCCUCAUUCCCAAAAAUAUCAUGCACAUCUCCAGGAUUAUAAAUGCUGUGCUUGGAUGUUUUCCUGUCAGAGUAUUACCAAAAUCAUUUGUACCAUACUGUAGAAAGUAAUACAUGAGACAUAUGUUCUGUCGGAACAGGUACUUAUGUUUGCUCUUGGUUGAUAUGUUGCAAUGCAACACAGGAGUGAAUUUAAAAAUUUCGAUGUAAAUUUCACAUUUGUCAUCGUAGAGGGCAUUUAAAAUGAAAAAAAUGUAGAUAAUUUAUAUGUAUAAAAAUCAUCUUGCAAUAUUUUAUUUCUAGUUUUAUACACUGUGCGAUGGAAUUUUAUCAGCUUUUCAGAUGGAUCGUGCUUUGUUUUUAUUAUUUUUUUAUCAUUGCAAUGAUUUCAGUUAAAUAUACAGCUUUACUGUCAUCUGGGUCUUUUCUUUUCCCCUGUUGGGCAGAUUUUAUGGGGGCAAUGGGCCAUUAGUUUUUAGUAUUUUUAAUAUUGAAUAUUUGCUAGACUAUUAUUGUACAGUUUUAUCAACUUUACUGUAGAUCAGUUUCAAGUACAGGUGUUUUGUUUUUGCCUCAUUUUCUCAUUGCAGUGUUAUUUGUAAUGUUGCUUCUAUCCAAACUGUAUACUGGCAAUUCACUUUGGAAUUCUAUUGUGGUCUUCAAAAUGCUGUGUUGCUACUUAGCACUAUAGGUUUCUGUACUUGUGAAUGUUACGUAUGUGCAUUAUUUAUAUUGAGUACGAUGUCAACACAUCGUGCUUUUCUUAUCACAUGUGAUAUAAUUUUCAUAAUUCAUACCUAUUCAGAUGUAAACUAUUUUGUUUUUUAUUAUUAAAUGAACAAAACAUUA